This is a messenger RNA of Mandrillus leucophaeus (drill), 1926 nucleotides long. RefSeq names its product SIGLEC family like 1 (gene SIGLECL1). Gene Ontology annotation, molecular function: sialic acid binding. Gene Ontology annotation, biological process: cell adhesion. The transcript is spliced from 6 exons. The record is from RefSeq and is a predicted model, not a curated record. The coding region runs from base 611 to 1204 and encodes 197 amino acids. Lineage: Eukaryota; Metazoa; Chordata; Mammalia; Primates; Cercopithecidae. Gene Ontology annotation, cellular component: plasma membrane.
UCACGCCCCUCACGCCGCUAUCUCUGAGGAUCCCUAGUCGCACAAGGCCAUGCCUGGCCUGUUGGCGUCCCUGGCGGUUGUUGGGUUCUGGCGGUUGUUGGGUCCCUGGCAGUUGUUGGCGGUUGUUGGGUUCCUUCAUUGAACCUGCACUAACUGGGGCUUCCAGUCAGCAUCAGUCAGCGGAUCCUUGGGCCGUGGGGCAGCCGCAGGUCGGUUAGGCCACCAGGGCGGCUCUCGUGCCAGUGAGGCCCUUGCGAGCCCUUUGAACAGACAGAGGCCAAAUCUGGAUCAGUCAGGCGGUGAGAUUAAGCAUAGUCAGGGAGUUCUCCAGGAGCCAGUGACGGCGUUCCUCAGCCUCCACCACGUCAGUCACCUGGUCAGCCCGAGAGCAGCUGGGGCGCCAUCCGUCUACCAAGCAGGUGAACAGGCCUUCAUAUUGACCAGAGACAGAAGCCCCUGACUUGGCUAAAGAUACUUUCUGCUCUCCCUAUCCCCACAUCCUCUUUCAGUUACCCAUCACCUCACUCCUUCUGAACCAUAUGGUUCUGAUGUCAGAACCAGCGUAGGAAAGAGCUUCUGCUAUUCUUGAGAACUGUUGCUGCUGCAAGUGAUGCUUCCACUGCUACAGCUGGUACCUGCUAAGCUGCUCAACUCUUCUUGCUCCUUGGAGAAGACACUGCAGUGCAGCUGUUCCUUCCAUGGGAUUCCCACACCCUCUGUGCAGUGGUGGAUGGGAGGAGUCCCCGUGGGUGUGGAUGGCAUGGAUGGCAGCCUCCAAGUGACCUCCACCGUGCUUGGCCCCUGGGCUAACAGCACCAUCAGCCUAACCGAAGAGCCAGAAAUGGGCAUGAGACUUCUCUGUGAGGGGAAGAACCAAAACGGAACCCACGCUUUGAGCAUCCUACUGAUGUCAAGAAAGAGUUCUUUGGCUUCCCAGGCCUUCGUGAAAGGGCUGAUCCAGGGUGCUAUCUAUGCGGGAAUUGUAAUUGCGCUGCUCUUCCUCUGCCUCCUCCCUCUCAUAGUGAAACAUAUCAGAAAGAAGCAGGCGAAGAAAGCUGCAGCAAUCAGAGCAAAAAACAGCUCGAAAGUCAGAGCAAGCCAAGAACUCGAGAUGUGUCUGAAGCCUGAGGAACCAGGAAAACCCAUAGUCACCACAUUUUCUGAGAGCCACAUAUUGGAAAAGCAAGAUAAACGAGCCAGCUAAGCCUGUGGAACGUGCAUCAUACCUGGAGUCACCAUUAUCCCUGGAAUUAGAAAAGUCUGCAAAAUUUAUAGAGCCCACAGAAACCCUGGAGGCUGUAAUAAACCUGGAGCCCCCGGACUCUCCUGAGCUCACAAAACCCUCUCAGUUCCCACACAUCCCUUACACUCAUUCUCCACUGAAUAGGGGUUUACUCUCAGACCUAGUCUUAGAGCCUCUGAAGACAAACUUUGCAAUUGGUUGUUUGACUAAACCAGAAGAAAUCUGUGCCACCCUGGGAAGGUGUCAAAAGAAGGAAAGAUAUAUGUGACAAUAUGAAUCAAGUCCCAUCAGCAAGUUGCUUUUGAGCGCCUACUGUGUGCCAGUACCUGAGAUACACCUACAAGAGCACCAGGCUUUCAAGCCUUCAUAUCUGAAUGGAAUCCCAACUUCAGUGCUUGGUAGCUGUGUAUCUUUGGACAAAAUCUUUCAUUCCCCAACCUUUAAACAUCACAUGACCCAUACCUGGGUGGAGAGCGGGUGAAAAGUACUGUUCAGAGAUGCAGAUGAGAAAAAACAUGACGAUGGGCCCUGAAGGCCAAGAUUCAUUGGAGCUUUAUCUUGUAGGACCUUAUCCUGACUCCCUUAGAAUGUAAGUUCCAAGAGAACAGGGACUUUUUCUGCCUUGUUUUCUACUUUUAUCACCAGCACCCAGAAUGAUGCCUAAAAUACAAUAAGAUCUCAAG